Molecule: messenger RNA, 1329 nt
Organism: Rhododendron vialii
Lineage: Eukaryota; Viridiplantae; Streptophyta; Magnoliopsida; Ericales; Ericaceae
Product: extradiol ring-cleavage dioxygenase-like
Exons: 3
Coding region: 298-1122 (274 amino acids)
Molecular function (GO): ferrous iron binding; zinc ion binding; oxidoreductase activity, acting on single donors with incorporation of molecular oxygen
Source: RefSeq, a predicted model, not a curated record
UUUUCCCUCCAGGGAAACCCCGAAAGUUGGCCUGGGCCUGAGGCUUUCAGUGAUUCGGAUGAACUGAAAAACUGCUACUUGACACUGGAACCGGCCGGUGGAAACCUCGUGGCAUCAGCACCCACCAAACUUCCCCUUGGUAGGGGUAGGUGGUCUUUUUCCGGUCCCUCUUUAUUUAUUUAUAUUAUCUCUCUGUUUCUUUCCGUGUGAGUAUUCUAUCGUACUUUGUUGGAGAGAGAGUCUGUUUCUUUCCGUGUGAGUAUUCUAUCGUACUUUGUUGGAGAGAGAGAGAGAGUGAUGGUGCAGGCGAAGGUGAAGGAGACAUACUACAUAUCACAUGGGUCGCCCACGCUUUCCAUCGACGAUUCCUUGCCGGCCAGGGGUUUCUUGAAAUCGUUCAGGGACACCGUAUACGGCGGCGUACAGAGACCACCGCCCACCUCCAUCCUCAUCAUCUCCGGCCACUGGGAGACCGAUUACCCCGCCGUCAACGCUAUCUCCGGCACCUGCGACACCAUCUAUGAUUUCUACAACUUCCCCCAAGAGAUGUAUAAGCUCAAGUAUCCAGCACCGGGAGCUCCAGAAUUAGCGACAAGGGUGAAAGAAUUACUAAUGGCAUCAGGGUACCAAAAGGUGAGCGUGGAUAAAAAGCGUGGGCUAGACCAUGGAGCUUGGGUGCCACUCAUGCUCAUGUUCCCAGAAGCUGAUAUCCCAGUGUGCCAGCUCUCCGUCCAGACUAAUAGGGAUGGAACUUACCAUUAUAAUCUUGGAAAGGCAUUGGCUCCUCUCAAGGAGGAAGGUGUCCUCAUCAUUGGUUCUGGUUCCGCGGUUCACAACUUGAGGUCCCUAAGCCUGUCCGGGGACGGUUCCGUUGCUUCUUGGGCUUUGGAGUUCGAUACAUGGCUCAAAGACGCCCUUCUCGAUGGAAGGUAUGAAGAUGUCAACCACUACGAAGAGAGAGCACCGCAUGCAAAAGCGGCACACCCGAGGCCAGACCACUUCUAUCCAUUGCAUGUAGCCAUUGGUGCCGCGGGUGAAAAUACAAAAGCUGAACUAAUCCACAAUAGCUGGCAGCUUGGCACGCUUUCCUAUGCCUCCUACAAGUUCACACCAACUGAAUGAAUCUAAAUGCAUUGCGCCAGAAAUGCAUGAGCAUAUAUUUCCCAAUUGUAAUUUCCGUUGGUUUGAAACAUAAAAAAGGAGCACAUUUGCCUAUGUAAGCAUGCUUGUGCACUGAAUUUUAAUUUGACUGCUAGUGUGUCUAAGGCUCCGUUCCAAAAAUGGAAUAAGAACUUAUUUUUUGUUCAAUAAUAAGGCUUGUUCUACAAA